Messenger RNA from Daucus carota subsp. sativus, 471 nucleotides. RefSeq lists its product as uncharacterized. NCBI's taxonomy places the organism in Eukaryota, Viridiplantae, Streptophyta, Magnoliopsida, Apiales, Apiaceae. The transcript is spliced from 2 exons. The record is from RefSeq and is a predicted model, not a curated record. Bases 1 to 471 code for a protein of 156 amino acids.
AUGGCUUCCUUUCAUAGUCACCUUCUCACAGUUUUGCUAGUUUCCUCUUUUUACUUCUGCACCUUGGGGUCACUUGAUAGCCUGCUUGAGAUCUACGGGUUACCAAGAGGCCUCUUUCCCCAAAACGUGAAAAGCUAUAGCCUCGACCAAGAUAACAUCCUUAAGAUUGAACUAGAAGCACCAUGUCUUGUUAUGUUCGAAACAUAUGUGUUCUAUGAAAAGGUGGUCAGAGCGAAUCUCACUGAGAGAAAGCUCUUAGGGGUCAAAGGAUUAUCAAAUAAAGAGCUCUUUAUCUGGUUACCGGUCAAUGCCGUUGUAGUUAACUACCCUACUGCUGGUGUUGUUAUGUUUGACAUCACGGUGGCUAACAAGACCAUACCCUUGUCCCAUUUUGAGAAACCUCCUUCAUGCAGAUCUGAAGGUCAAAUGCCAUUGAAACCCAGAGAAGGUGGCAGUGGGGUUUGGAUUUGA